AUGGAAUUAUCAACCCUGCUCAGACUGCUGUCUGUCUUCUCUGUCUUUUACGUCCUCGGGUUGUAUGUCUAUCGCAUGUAUUUUGAUCCCCUUUCCAAGAUUCCUGGGCCAAAGCUCGCUGCCGCAAGUCUCUGGUACGAGUUCUACUACGAUGUUGUCAAGAAAGGCCGAUACACCUGGAAGAUCUGGGAGAUGCAUGAUAAAUAUGGACCCAUCGUCCGAAUCAGUCCUUAUGAAAUACACAUCAAUGAUCCCGAAAUGAUUGAUGAGAUAUAUCCAAACCAACAGAAGAGGAGUAUGAAGUAUGGCUGGAGCCAGAAGAUGUUCGGAUUGAAGACCGGAUUCUUGGCAACAGAGAGCCAUGAGCUUCACCGCAUUCGCAGAGGCAUCUUUGCCCACUAUUUGUCGAAAACCACCCUGCUCAGACUCGAACCUGGCAUCCAAUCCGUCCUGGACAAGCUAGUCUCACGGUUCGAAGGCCUUCAAGGAUCCGGCAGGAACGUCAACUUGGUUGACGUAUAUGCAUGUCUGACUGGGGAUGUUAUUGGACAGUAUGCGUUCGCGCAGACGUACGGAUUUCUUGAUGAUCCGGACUUUUCGCCACACUGGCACAAACUCAUUAUGGGCGUCUCUGAGAACGGUCAUAUCCUUAAGCAGUUCGGCUGGAUGAUGCCGCUGAUGAAGGCUAUGCCAGAAUGGCUCGUGAAAGUAGUUCAGCCCCAGAUGAUGACUCUUCUCGAAUUCCAGCGGAGAUUUCGCCAGCAAGUCAUCGAAGCUAAGGAAGGACUUGCCAGAGGCGAAAAACCCAUCGGACAAGAAACCAUUUUUUACGAUGUACUUACAAAUGAUGAAGUCCGGCCUCAGGAGAAGGAAACAGGCCACCUCCAAGACGAAGCCCAGACCAUCAUUGCUGCGGGCACCGUUACCACAGGUCACAUUCUAGGCGUCACCUCAUUUUACCUGAUCAGCAAUCCCCCAGUCCUAGAGAAGCUACAAACAGAACUCGGAAACCUCAUGUCAAAGACCGGCCCAUCACCGCAGUGGCAACAGCUCGAACAGCUUCCUUACCUGACCGCCGUCAUAACGGAAGCCCUCCGCAUCGGUUACGGCGUGUCUCAUCGCAUGCAACGCCUCUUUCCCGACACGGUGCUCCAAUGCAAUGGCUACUCAGUCCCUCCUAUGACGCCUGUAGGCAUGACAACUGUCCUCCUCCAUGACAAUCCAACCUUGUUCCCGGAUCCUCGCACCUUUAGACCCGAACGCUUUUUAGAGCAGCCGUCACUGCGCAAAUACCUUAUUCCGUUCAGUAGGGGCAGUCGCCAAUGUGCAGGGCUGAACCUGGCUUAUUGUGAGUUAUAUCUGACGCUUGCGGCAGUGUUUGCGCCUGGAAGAUUUAGGUUGGAGCUUUUUGAGACAGACAUUAGCGAUGUGGAGCUGAAGCAUGACUUUUUGAAUACGUCUCCGAGGUUGGAUUCGAAAGGGAUUAGGGUGACAAUCAACUGA
Molecule: messenger RNA, 1503 nt
Organism: Letharia columbiana
Lineage: Eukaryota; Fungi; Ascomycota; Lecanoromycetes; Lecanorales; Parmeliaceae
Exons: 3
Coding region: 1-1503 (500 amino acids)
Molecular function (GO): iron ion binding; monooxygenase activity; heme binding
Source: RefSeq, a predicted model, not a curated record